Messenger RNA from Ctenopharyngodon idella (grass carp), 1552 nucleotides. RefSeq lists its product as uncharacterized. The record is from RefSeq and is a predicted model, not a curated record. NCBI's taxonomy places the organism in Eukaryota, Metazoa, Chordata, Actinopteri, Cypriniformes, Xenocyprididae. The transcript is spliced from 6 exons. Bases 181 to 1014 code for a protein of 277 amino acids.
GCAUGCGCACUACACUGUGUUGCGUAAACGCGGAAUCGGCGGUUGUCAAUGAACUGUUUAUGUAGUUGAGUUAUGUUUAUUAGUUAAGUCCUGGCUCGUUUUCUAAGCAAAGUGUCCUUGUGUCUAUAGAAUCCAUUUCUCAUUAAACCAGCCUGCUUCAGAUACGAAAGGCAUUCAAAUAUGAGUGACGAGGAUGAAAGAGACAGUAAGAAGAUGAAAAGAAAAAAAGGUCCGGAUGAUUCAAAGGCGCCUGUGAAGAAGAGACGGAAAAGAAAUGACAAAAACGAGGGACAGAGCAGCGCAGUUCAGAAAUCACAAGCUCUCGAUGGUAAAGCUGACUCUACAAAAACUAAAGUAAAGCUCUCUGGCAAAGACAAGGACAAAGAGAAAAAUAAGGAUUAUAAGAAAAACAACUCAGAUGGUGGCAAAAAUGCCUCUGAAAUAAAGAGGAAUGAGAAUGGACAACUUGUGUUUAAAGACCACCCAGAGUUCACACCUAACAUGACUCCCAAAGAGGUUUUACAGGCAGGCAGUUUUGGGGGUACCUAUUUCAGGCCCAUCUACUCCAGUAUCACAAAGCAACAUUACAAAGAUGUUUGGCAGGAGCUUUCCAAAGACUGGUUGGAUGGACUAAACAUCUCUAAACAGGUGGCUUCUUCCACGUACAGGGAAAACGUGAACACCUAUAACGUAAAAUGUGGAGGCAGUCUAGAGAUGUGGGAAAGCAGUGGCUGGAUCGUGCCCCAGGAUCCAUACGGCUGGUUCCAGUGGUACUGCAGGUUUUACCAGGGCAGACGAACAAUGGAUGAUGCUCGCCAGAUCAGUCGCUGGGCCAAAUGUGCCGGAGUCAAAGGUCGGUGGCGGCAGAAUCUCAUCACAAAAGUGGUCCGGUCCGGUUGCACUUAUGACAACCCCGGUGUUUCGCCGGUGGUGAGACAGACUCUGCAGCACUGGGGCUACAAACUCACCCUGGAGGACUAUAAGGAAGGAGCAAAGAGAGUCAAACUUAAAUAAAAUUAACAGACUUCCAAAUUGGCCUCAUCCGAUUUAACAGUGCAGAAUGGGGUGGAUAUAACUAGCCUUAUUGCAUGGGCAUAAACUGACAAAUCUGAUUAAAUAAUUGAUAUUUUGUCAGAUUGAGGGACUUGUUUAGUUUUUUUAGUUUUAGUUUUGUUUUAGACCUGAGGUAAUAUUACUGCUGUAUUUGGUUCCCAUUGGACAUGUUUUCUGUAAGUGAUUUUGGUUAAUAGAAAAGUUAUAAUGCACAAUUGUCUUUUUAAAAUUUGGAUCCAAAGUAAAAGCAGACAUUAAUCCUUUUUGUUCUGUGGCAGCUGUUUUACACCACAUGUGCCCUGGAGAAUGGAUCUGCGAUCGGAUCUGGCCAUUCUUAAAAUGAUUUUAUUUUGACAGUAAUUUGUUUUUCUAUGUUUAUUUUCAAUAUGUGUUGAACAUGCUUAUGAUGUUUCUUGACAUGACAAUCUGUCAGAGUGUCAUACACGAUCUUUCUAGUCUGUCAUCUGUGAAUGCAGUUUAUUAAAGGAGCUAUUUUGUA